Messenger RNA from Capsella rubella, 1388 nucleotides. RefSeq lists its product as uncharacterized. The transcript is spliced from 7 exons. NCBI's taxonomy places the organism in Eukaryota, Viridiplantae, Streptophyta, Magnoliopsida, Brassicales, Brassicaceae. Bases 293 to 1099 code for a protein of 268 amino acids. The record is from RefSeq and is a predicted model, not a curated record.
AAGCCUCAUAAUAACUAAAAUCGCCGUAUUUGACUCUCAAAAUAGAAAAUUAAAAUCCGAAAAAGGAUAAAGAUGAAAACGAAUUAUUAAUUUUUUUUUAAUAAGCAAAGAUUCCAUAUUUCGAGGGGAAGAAGAAGAAGAAGCUCAGUCGGCGGCCGGAUUAAUCAAUCGCCCCCAUCUCUCCUCUCUCUGUUCCUAUCACCGGCGUUGUCAUACCUGAAUUGCGUUAAUAAUUGACACUUUUCUGGCGAGGAAUCCAAGUGAAUUUCAGCACAAAAGAUUUGGGUAUCUGAUGGCGGCGAGCGCAAACCCGUCUGGUAACAAUCAGGAAGGUUCGUCGGCGACGCAGAAGGUAUCGUCUUCUUCAGCGGCGGCUACAAAUGGCGGUGCUGUAAAUUCUGUCGAUAAUGGUGGCAAUACAGGCGCGGCGGCGGAUAAUUCACAGACGGCUGGCGCGUUGAGGCAUAACUCAGGGAUCUCUACCGAUUGGACUCAUGAGGAACAAUCUCUAUUGGAAGAUUUGCUUGUCAAGUACGCGACAGAACCGUCAGUUUUUCGAUAUGCGAAGAUUGCGAUGAAAAUGAAGGAUAAGACUGUCCGUGAUGUUGCGCUGCGCUGUAGAUGGAUGACUAAAAAGGAAAACGGGAAGCGUAGGAAAGAAGACCAUUCAUCGAGGAAAAGCAAAGAUAAGAAAGAAAAAGCUACAGAUUCUUCAGCCAAGUCCUCAUCUCAUUUGAAUGUGCAUCCUAAUGGUCCAUCGUAUGCUCCGCCUAUGAUGCCUAUAGAUACCGAUGAUGGUAUUUCAUAUAAAGCUAUUGGUGGUGUGAGUGGAGAUCUUCUCGAGCAAAAUGCCCAAAUGUUCAAUCAAGUUACAUCAAAUUUCUCAGCUUUCCAGGUGAAUUCAACUUCAAAUUUUCAGCUUCUACAUGAGAAUGUCAAUAUCUUGAGCAAAGCUCGGGAAAAUAUCCUCGCAAUCUUGAAUGACUUGAAUGACAUGCCAGAGGUUAUGAAGCAGAUGCCACCUCUUCCGGUGAAGGUGAACGAAGAGCUGGCAAAUUCGAUCCUCCCUCCUCGCCCAUCCCAUCAAAUGAAGCCAUGAUCAAGCAGAUCGAUGGUUGGUUCUGACCAAGGAAUCUCUUUAAUCCGGGAACAAUGAAGAAAAGGAAUAAAUCGCGGGAUAGAGAGAGCUCCACUCGUCUGGUUGAUAGAAUGAGGGUUUUCCCCUGACUCAUAGAGUUAUAGUCUCUUUUGCAAUUUCUGUCAGUGUCUGGAUGUUUUAGCAAAUGGUUAAUUGAUACAAGAGUAGGGUUCUUAUCGAUGUUUAGGAUGUGAAUAGAUUUCAAUUGGUAUGGUAUAAGUUUCUGUAUAAAAUUGGUUUCGAGCUGAAA